Molecule: messenger RNA, 885 nt
Organism: Akanthomyces muscarius
Lineage: Eukaryota; Fungi; Ascomycota; Sordariomycetes; Hypocreales; Cordycipitaceae
Exons: 3
Coding region: 1-885 (294 amino acids)
Cellular component (GO): small-subunit processome; nucleolus
Molecular function (GO): small ribosomal subunit rRNA binding
Source: RefSeq, a predicted model, not a curated record
AUGAGAGGAAAGCGUUCGAAACAAUACCGCAAGCUCAUGGAGCAGUACUGCAUGACGUUUGGCUUUCGCGAGGACUACCAAGUUUUGGUGGACGCCGAGAUGGUAGAGGAUGCCUGUCGAUUCAAAAUGGACCUGACGGCAGGUUUAGAACGCACAGUACAUGGCAAAGUCAAACCUAUGAUUACGCAAUGCGAAAUCCGAAAACUAUACGAAAAGAAAAACGAGCCCGGCAUUCGCGACGCCAUUGAGCUCGCCAAGAAUUACGAGCGCCGGCGCUGCGGGCACCACCCGGACCAGUACCCGAAGCCGCUCUCGACGCUCGAGUGCCUGUCGUCGGUCGUGGACCCCAAGCAGACGGGGCAGAACAAGCACCGAUACGUGGUGGCGAGCCAGAGCCAGGAGGUGCGGCGGGCGCUGCGCGGCGUGCGCGCGGUGCCGCUCAUAUACAUCAAGCGCAGCGUCAUGAUCCUGGAGCCCAUGGCGGACGACAGCGCCGAGGUGCGUCUGCGCGAGGAAAAGGCCAAAUUUCGCGCGGAGCUCAAGAAGAGGACGCCGAGUGCCAAGCGGAAGCGAGAAGAGGGAAGCGACGAGGAGGAGGAGGGCGGCGGCGGCGGUGCCAAGCUGGGGAACGCCGAAGACAAGAAGAAGAAGAAAUUCGGCGUCGGCAAGGCGCCGAAUCCGCUAUCGGUGAAGAAGUCAAAGAAGAACCCGCAGCAGAUUGAGGAGGAGAAGAGGCGAAAGCAAAAGGAAGAGGCCAAGGCGGCGGCGGAGAAGCCCAAGAAGAAGCGCAGACGGAGGGCCAAGGGCAAUGGCGAUGGCGAAAGGGACGAGGCGACGGCAGAGAGUGGUACUGGUGAUGCUGGCGGUGAUGCCGGUGACGAGUAA